UUUCUUGUUUAUUUUCGAUCUCAACACUAAAAAAAUUUCAGGUCAACCGAAUUCAGUCUUUAAAUAAAAUUAUGGACACGUUGCGCCAGAGUAUUUCACAGUUUUUCAAUAAAUCCAAGCCCAAAAGUGUGGAGAUACAGACAGAACCCAAACCAAAAGAUUCGAAAACAGAAAAGGAUUCUUUGGAACCCAUAACCUCUGGGGACUUGCCUACGCCAGAGAUAAAAAUAAAAAAAUUCAGCACCGAACCGAAUGUUGCCGAUUUUAAUUAUGAAAUGGAAUUUGUUGACUUUCUAGAUCGCAACUCACCCAAGGGUUUAUCCAAGAAGCUAAUAGAUAUGCUGCCGUAUCUAGAAAUUGGCUUCUUUUCCUGGCCAGCUUACUGGUUAUAUCGCGGCUACAAUUGGCAGCACAGGAGAAACACGGAAAGGAUUUCUUUCUACAUUCAAAGGACCUAUCAGCAGGCCAAGCUCAUGCAGGUGGCCAUUUUGGCCACUGGUGCUUUUGCUGUCAGCAUUUCACGUUCUCCCCUUCAAAUGCAAGGAAUGGAAUAUAAAAAACCCAAUGAAUCCUCUUAA
Molecule: messenger RNA, 578 nt
Organism: Drosophila kikkawai
Lineage: Eukaryota; Metazoa; Arthropoda; Insecta; Diptera; Drosophilidae
Source: RefSeq, a predicted model, not a curated record